ACGUUCAAGGUUUCUUUUCGGCUUGUCAAAAGUCAAAAGCUACGACCUUGACUCAAAUGGUUGAACCACCCACUUAAUAAAGGAAAACCACCAAUACUAGAGUGAAGAAGACAGAGAGAGUCAUUGUCAUCGAAAUUGCAGAGAAGAAGCUCUGUUAACAUUUAUCUGUUUUUCUACAAUCCGCAUGUCCAAAAUCCCCAGCUUUAUGCUCUUUAUUCAUCUUUGUUGCCCUGGAUUUCCUAUUCCCACUUUUUCUCGCCUACUUUCUGGCGGAGACAUCAGUUACCCCAGAAAAGCCAAGUAAAUUUGAAUUCUUUGCCAGAAAAUCUUUUACUGUCUAGUUUCUAAUUUUGUUACUAGGUGGAUUUUGGUCGUGUGUUUUUGAUUUUGUUUUGUUUUUUUAUGAUUUCAUUAUCUCUUGCUGUUUGUUUUUAUAUAUGAGCGUGAUCUAUUCUCCAAUGUUGAGUGGAAUUUUCUUUUUGGUAUUGUUGAUUGCAGCAGUUGUUGUAGUUAUUGCUUAAGAACUAGGGUUUAAUGCUUUGGGUUUUAGAUUGUGUACGUUUGUAUUUUUUUUACUGGAAAACCUUUCUCAAGUGUUAUGGGAUUUGUUCAUGGCAGUGGGUGUGAUGAGAUUUAAGAGGAUCACAGUUUGCCAGAUUUUCUUUUUGUCCAAAUGAUAAAUUUCUAUUCGCAUGGUUAACUGUUCAUCUCAUCUUCAAGGCUUUUCUUUUGUUGCUUUUUGUCUCUCAGUAAUCUUCAUGACUUCAUCUCUACAAGCCAUGUUAGAAUGAUUGAAUAAAUUGAGUUGACAUGAUUUAUGCUUGACUCUCUCUCUCUCUCUCUCCCCAUAUCUGUGAAUGUGCUUAAUUUCAAAAAGCCUAUUUUGCUUCCUACAUUAGAAGCCUCUCUUUUGUACCUUUCCAAUUUUCUUCCUCUGGUUUUUCCUUUUUAACCAGAGUUCAGUUCAGCCCAAGUCAUGGUUUCUUUGUAACAGACCUCAUAUAAAGUUUCAUGUGACCUUCGCAAGGAUAUGAUGUUGCUGGUUUUGCUGGAUUUUAUUUGAGCCUUAUUCAAGAUUUACAUUGUUUAUCAAUUCAUUUGUCCUGUUUUCCUUCUCCGUUGAUGCACUACUGUCAAUCUAUCAUGCCAACCUAUGAAGCAGAAGUAGAACAGCAUAUCAUUGCUGCGACUCAGCAUAUCCUGAAAGCAUUAGGGGCAAGUAAGAACCUGAAUGAUGAUUUUAAAAGAGCACUUACCGAGCUUGAUUCCCAUUUGUCCACAAUGACUAUGAUAACUGAAAGCAAGGGAGGGGGUUUUUCUGAGAUAGAGGAACAGCUCAAACAUGCUGAGAGAAAGAUUAUUCGUUGGGAGUCAGAUCCAUCUUUUAUAUGGGACUCUGGCCCCACGGAAGCUAUCGAGUAUUUGCAAGCUGUCAAUGCGAUUCUAACGGUGAUAGAAAGUUCAGGAGGUCUGUCGUUAAGUGAAAAUGGGAAGCCCAGGGAGAUUGCUUUACAAGCUAAGCAUGCACUGCAGAGAGCAAUGUCAAGACUUGAGGAAGAGCUAUGCCACAUUCUGUUUCAACAUAAGCAAUAUUUUAAGCCACGAUAUGUUUCGUUUCAUUCAUGUGCAGAAGAUGUGUUUUAUGAUAAGUCAUUUACUUCUUUGGAAGAUGAAAUAGUUGAGGAAACAUCCCAGAGAGAUGGGGAAGACAGAGAAUCUGUUGAAUGUUCUCUGGAUUUGGUUGAUCCCCAUGUGAUUCCUGAAAUCAAGUCCAUUGCAAAUAUUAUGUCUGCUUCCAAUUAUAUUCAAGAGUUUUGUGAGGCUUUCAUUGGUAGCCGGACAGAAGCAUUGUAUGAAUACUUUUCCAUUCUUGAAAUAGAGAAACUCAGUAUUGAGGAUGUUCUGAAGCUGGAAUGGGAUAGCUGGAACAGGGAAACCAAGAAAUGGAUGUGGGCUAUGAAGGUCAUCAUUAGAGUGUAUCUUGCUAGUGAGAAACGACUUUGUGAGCAGAUAUUGGGGGAUUUUGGUUCUGUCAAUUCAUUUUGCUUCAUUGAAAUCUCUAAGGCUUCAGUUUUGUGCCUCUUGAAUUUUGGCCAAGCAGUAGCAAUGGGACCUCAUAAGCCUGAGAAGUUAAUCCGGCUGCUUGACAUGUAUGAGAUUAUGGCAAAUCUUCACCUAGAGUUAGACAGUUUAUUCUCUGAAGAUGAUGGUUCUUUUGUUAGAAUCGAGUACCACAAGCUUUUGAGGAGAUUGGGUGAUUAUGCAAGGGAGACCUUUAUGAGAUUUGGGAAUGCCAUUGCAUCUGAUGCAUCUUUACACCCUUUCCCUGGAGGUCGAAUUCAUCACCUCACAAAGUAUGUGAUGAAUUACAUGAGGCUUCUCCCAGAUUAUUGUGAUACUCUCAAUUUGCUUCUUAAGGACCAAGAUGCAGAUGAAUCAAAUGCUGUUGUUGAGAUUGAUAAUGAGCAGGACUUUUCUUCUUCCACUUCUUGCCCAAUGGCUUGCCACCUUCGAUCGAUUACAUCCACUCUAGAAUCCAAUCUCAUUGGCAAAUCCAAAUUAUACAAGGAUGAUUCUUUGCAGUUUGUUUUCUUGAUGAACAACAUCCAUUACAUGGUCAAUAAGAUCAAAGACUCUGACCUCAGGCAUUUCUUUGGAGAUGAAUGGAUCCGAAAACAUAUUGGGAAGUUUCAACAACAUGCUACAAGCUACGUGAGAGCUACUUGGAGUUCAGUUGUUUCUAUGCUUAGAGAUGAUGGAAAGACGACUCUUAAAGAAAGGUGCAGGAGAUUUUGCCUUGCUUUUGAGGAGUUAUACAAAAACCAGACACGCUGGUACAUUCCAGAUCUUCGGCUCCGGGAAGAUCUGCAAAUUUCAAUUUCACAGAAAGUAAUCCCAGCUUAUAGAAAUUUUCUUGGGAAUAACAACAGCAAUGUUAGUGACAAGCAUGUUAAGUACGCUACAGAUGAUUUGGAGGAACUGCUCUUCGAUCUUUUUGUUGGAUCACCAAGAUCACUGCGAAAUUCGCGCAGGAGGUGAAGUCUCAAUGCUGUUGAUUUUCAACCAUUUGUUGCUCAUUAUUGUGUUCCCCUAGCCAUGUAAUUAUUUUCAUAGAUGUAUAUUAGAAUUAUCAUUAGCCCGUUGUCAAAUUUCUCAAGUCAAAUUUGAUUGUAGCCUUGUUACAUGUACAAUUACAUGUACUUUUCUGCAAUACUUAAAUUGUGUGGAUUGAUGCAAUUA
Molecule: messenger RNA, 3240 nt
Organism: Hevea brasiliensis (rubber tree)
Lineage: Eukaryota; Viridiplantae; Streptophyta; Magnoliopsida; Malpighiales; Euphorbiaceae
Product: exocyst complex component EXO70E2
Exons: 1
Coding region: 1123-3039 (638 amino acids)
Biological process (GO): exocytosis
Cellular component (GO): exocyst
Molecular function (GO): phosphatidylinositol-4,5-bisphosphate binding
Source: RefSeq, a predicted model, not a curated record